AUGACCAGAAAGUGCAGUAUAAAUAAUUGUAAAAGUUUUGAUGGUGAAUGUACAUUUUUUAGUGUACCAAAAGAAUUUAAUACUAUCUGGACAAACAUUAUUAAAAAUGUUAAUAAAUGUGACACUAAAGUUAAGUUUGUCUGUGAAAAACAUUUUCGUCCACAAGACAUUGUGACAACUUAUAGUGGAGUUGAGGUAUUUGAAAGUUAAAAAAUAAAGUAGAGUUAUUAUUAAAUAACAUAAUAAGCAUGCAACAUAAAUAUUAAAUUGUUGUGUAUACUUAAAGUGACAAUAUGUACCGCUUUAAACGAUACAGUCCCAUUUCUGUGUCGUUGUCUUUUGGGAAAUCUUUGGGACACAAAAAUAUUCCGUUUUCAAGAGGUAAACAAAUAAAUGAGAAUCAAUUGUGUACACGCGGAAGGUCGGGUUUGUAGUUAAACUUCUUCAUCGUUGUGUGCCGGUUAUUGGACUUAUUGAAGAAAAUAUGUUCCAAAAAAAAAUAUACUAGUAUAUAAUUUUCUUUAUAAUUAUUAAAUAGAAAAAUAAAUGUCUAUUAUAAAAAUUAGUUACUUAUUAAUAAAUAAUAAUUUUAAUCAAUUAAUUUCAUUUUUGUUCCGUAAAAAUAUAAUAAUUGGUGUAUAACUUUGUUAAUGAUUAUUAAAAAAAUGUUGUGUUUUUAGUAAAAAUGACAAUGCAUUUUAUUUGUCUCAUUUUCAUCAAAAAAAUAUAUGGUCACCUUAUGUAUACAUAUUAUAUAGAGUAUAGACAAUUUAAAGACCUUUAUUAUCAAAAUUAAACAAACAUAGUUUUAGAUUCCUUUUUGAAAAGCUCCACUCCAACAUAUUUCUCUUUCUCCUCUGAUAGUCUUUAUUGCCUGACCAAUAUUAGAAAUUAUAAUGCCUAUCUUAUAUUUUUCAGAGUUUAGGUAUUGAUUUUCCUAAAAGAAUUAAACCUAGAUUAUCUAAAGGUGCUAUUCCUCAAAUUUUUAAUAAUGACAGUCAUAGUUCUGGUGAAAAGGUAAUUUUAACAAUAUCAAUUUUAAUACUUAACAUAAAAAAUUUAAAAAAUUAUGGUUAUGUAUUUAAAAAAUAUUUAUAUUUUUUGAUAGGAAUCUACAAAAAUAAAUAUUGAUGAAAGUACCCAAUCAAUUGUGGAGUGUGGAAGAUAUAUGUUCCCUGAACACGAUUAUAGUUUAGCUAUGGAUAAUUCUUAUGAGGUAGUACCUUCUUAUAAUUAGAGCAAUGGUAUUUUACAAUACAUUAUAAUUUAUAUAAAUUAUUGAGUAUAAAAAUUUAACAAAUUAUUUAUUCAAUAUUUUUAUUUUUUGUUUUAGGUUAUUUAUGUACCCAUUGAAUCUGAAUGUCUUUUUAGUUUAAAAAACAUUGAAAAAACCACCAGUUUACCAAAAGAUUGGUACUCAUCUAUCGAUGUAGAUGCUCUGACAUUUUUUUAUGCUAAACAAGAAACAAUUAAUGAAUUCUUUAAAGUUGUUAUUGAAAAACAGAUAGUAAUAACUAGCGACAAACAAAUUAGAUGUUAUAUAUUAGAUAAACUAUGUUCUGAAGAAGAUUUAUUUUUACCAAAAAUAACAUCUUUCUCGAAUAUUGAAAUAGAAAAAUUAAUAAUUACUUUCGAUAUUAAGCGUCUAUGUGUAGGUGGGCCGAAUGAGUUACAUUAUCCAGGUAUGUAAACAUUUUCUUUCAAUUUAAUAAAAAGAGGUCCCAGGAUAAUGGGGGGGGGAUGGGUGCAGUCACUGUUAUAGAUAAUUUAAUGUAUACCUGUAAGCAAUGAAAAAACCAUUGCUUACAAUAAAAAAAAGAUUCUGAGCAGAGUUCAAUUGAUAGUGAUGCAUUGACAACAAUAUAUGUCAUUUUAUAGUAUAAUAAUUAAAUAGACUUUAUGUAUUUUUUUUUAUAAUAUUUGUUUAAUAUUGUUCUGAUUUUUCUAGUUUUCCUAUGUUUUAUCCCGGUUUUUCACAUUUACUGGGAAAACUUUGGAAAAUCGAAAAAUUACCUCUCUAAAGUACUUCCUUAGUAAAAUUUCCUUUUAGAAACAUUGCUAUCAUUAAUAUUUUAGGAAUAUUUUAGUAAUAUAUUUCGUACAUUUUCCCAUAUUUUUUUUUCUUUUUGGUUUUCCAAAUUUGAUAAGAAAACAGAAAAUUGAAAAAUGACCUUCAUGUACCUCCCCAUGCCGAUUUCCUUUCAGAAAAGGUGCUACACUUAAAAAUCUAAGCGAGUCUUCUGGUUUCAAAAUUACACACAAAUAAAAAAAAACAUCUUUGUAAAACCAUAAGCUUCUUCCCUCCAUUCAGAAUCAAAAAUAAAUAACUUAUUUUAGAAAAAAUUUUUUUUUCAGAAUCAUACAUCAUAAAAUGUUUUUCUGUUUAGGUAUAUCAGUUAAACAUGGUAUUAAAUAUAAAAAUAAUAUUUGGAGACAUAACAAAUGUUCGUUUAUAAUACACGAGCUUAAACGAAAACGUUGCUCAUGGUGUGAAAAAAUUAUUGCAGCUUUUCGUGUCCAGAAAUAUCGAAGAACAUUAACUAAUAAGCAUAAUCAAAUAGGAAAAACAUUUAUCACAAAUCAAGAUAAUAGAAAAUUAUUAAUGUUAAGAAAGACAAUACACAAUUUACAUAAAUCAAAUUCCAGGUAAAAAAUAAAAAAAAAAAUAUAUUAACUUAUAAAAAUACUAUUUACAUUUCUAAUGUUAUAAUUUUUAAACAUGUAUAUUUUCAGAUACAAAAUUAAAAUUGAAAAACUUCAAUGUCAAUUAAAUGACUUACAAUCCGUGAAGAAUAAGGUAUUGAAUGCAAAAACAGUCCAAUUUGCAGCUAUACAAAAUAGAGAUCUUAAAAAAAAAAAUAACGAAUUUCUAAUUUAA
This is a messenger RNA of Cinara cedri, 2878 nucleotides long. The record is from the annotation of a GenBank genome assembly. NCBI's taxonomy places the organism in Eukaryota, Metazoa, Arthropoda, Insecta, Hemiptera, Aphididae.